This is a messenger RNA of Closterium sp. Yama58-4, 5601 nucleotides long. The record is from the annotation of a GenBank genome assembly. NCBI's taxonomy places the organism in Eukaryota, Viridiplantae, Streptophyta, Zygnematophyceae, Desmidiales, Closteriaceae.
AUGGCUAGUCCUCCUGUACUCGCUUUCGAUGCCGAGGGCCGCCCAGUGAAGUUCGACACCUGGCUAGAUGACCUGCACCUCUUCCUACAGCUCACUGCCAAGGAGGACAUCUCACUGUACGAUCACGCCCUAGGCCAUGCUACUGCCCCUGAUACUUCUGCUGACAGCACUGCCCGCUCACAGUGGCAGACUCGUGACGCCCACGCUCGCUUUGCUAUUCGCAACUCCCUGCCGAUAGAUGAGCGCGAGCACUUUGGCCAGCACAAGACUGCUAAGGAACUGUACACUGCUGUCGUUGCUCGCUACUCCUCACCUGCUUCUGCCGCACUAGGCCGCCUCUCCCUCCCCUACCUGUUCCCCGACCUGGCCUCCUUUCACACAGUUGCUGACCUCAUCACCCACCUCAAGACUAGUGAGGCCCGCUUCCGCGCUGCUAUGCCCGAUGAGUUCCUUGCUAGGAACCCCCCCCCGCUCUGGCUCACUCUCUACCACAUCGUCACUCGCCUCCCUGACUCUCUGCGCGCAGUCAGGGAUCACUUCCUAGCUCGCUGCCCCACUGAGCUCACCAUUGCCCUCCUCGAGAAGGAACUACUUGCAGCUGAGGCGAGCAUCGUCGCUCCUCUGCUUCUGCUGUCGACCUCCUUGGUGCUGAGAAGGUCGGGACGCUGUCCGCUCCGGGCGGGCGCCGCAGGAACAGAAGGGGCAAGGGUGGAGGUAGCGGCGGAGGAGGCGGGGGUGGAGGCGGUGGGAGUGGAGGUGGGGCUGGAGAGGCUAGUGGCGGCAGUGGGGGUGGUGACGGCAGCGGCGGGGGCGGUGGCAGGGGCGGGGGCGGCAGCGGGGGCGGAGGUGGUCGUGGCAGCGGCAGGGGAGGAGGUGGUCGAGGAGGUGACGGCUGCGGUGGUCGUGGAGGCGCUGGCGGUGUUCCCUGAUGGCGCUGAGCUGCCCCGCUGGGCUGAUCUGGAGAGGAAGGGAGUUGAUAUCUGGGCUCUAGACUUUGAUGCUAUUCUCACUGCCAUGUAUGCGAUGUUUACUAGUGGAGAGGGUGCUCAGUACUUGCGUGUUCCGCCCGACCCGGGCAUUCUGACCAGUGAGGCUGCCGCUCUAGGUGCUAGUGACACUGCCGCUCCAGGUACUCGCGUGUCUGCUACCUCAGGUGAUGGUGAGGCUGCCGCUCUAGGUGCUAGUGAGUCUGUCCCCCCUGGUACUGAGUCGACUGAGGCACUGCACACCUUCACCCUAGACUCAGGUGCUUCUCGCUGUUUCUUUCAUGACCGCACUGCCCUUGAGCCGCUUGCUCGGCCAGUUGCUGUCUCCCUCGCUGACCCCUCUGGGGGUCCGGUCAUUGCGACCUCCUCCACUGUUCUUCCCUGUCCUGCGGUCCCGUCGGGCACACUGUCAGGUCUCCACCUCCCCUCGUUCUCUACGAACCUGGUGGCGGGUUGUGCACUCCAGGAUGCGGGUGUUCACCAGUUCACCCCUGCCUACGAGCGCGUGACACACUGCACGUGUGCUCGGACGGGCCGUCACCUGGCUACCUUCACUCGGCAGCCGGGGUCGGACCUGUACACACUGACCACUGAGUCCCCUCAUGUAGCUGCGUCCGCGUCUGCGUCAGGUCAGCUGUCGGCCCCCUGCUCGUGUCGCUCUCUGGCGCACGAGACCGUCCUCUGGCACCACCGACUUGGUCACCCGUCUGUGCAGCGCCUUCGUGCCAUGCACAAACGGUACCUUGUCUCUGGUCUUCCCAGGGUUCUCCCUCCCCUCCCACCCUCGUCUGUUCCUUCCUGUCUUCCCUGUGUCGAGGGGCGGCAGCGCGCCGCUCCUCAUUCCUCCUCCUUUCCCCCGACGACUGCUCCCUUGCAGACACUCCACAUGGACGUGUGGGGCCCAGCCCGCGUCCGUGGACAGGGUCAGGAGAGGUACUUCCUGAUUGUUGUUGACGACUACUCGCGCUACACCACGGUCUUCCCCUUGCACACCAAGGGUGAGGUCCCUGAUGUCUUGAUCCCUUGGAUCCGCAGAGCUCGUCUCCAGCUCAGCGAGCGUUUCCGCUCGGACUUUCCUGUCCUGCGUUUGCACUCUGACAGAGGUGGUGAGUUCUCCUCCGACCUCAUGGCAGCCUACUGUGCGGAGCACGGCAUUGAGCAGUCGUUCACGCUUCCGGCCUCUCCACAGCAGAAUGGGGUUGCUGAGCGCCACAUUGGCUUGGUCAUGGAGGUCGCUCGUACCUCCUUGAUCCAUGCGGCUGCCCCCCACUUUCUGUGGCCGUUUGCGGUCCGAUACGCUGCGCAUCAGCUCAACCUCUGGCCCCGCGUCUCCUUACCGGAGACUUCCCCGACACUGCGUUGGACGGGAGAGGUUGGCGAUGCGUCGCGUUUUCGGGUCUGGGGAUCCCGAGCUUUUGUUCGCGAUACGUCCGCGGACAAGCUCUCCUCUCGCGCUGUUCCUUGUGUCUUCCUUGGCUUUGUCCCGGACGCGCCUGGUUGGCAGUUUUACCACGUCACCUCGCGCCGGGUUCUGCCUUCUCAGGACGUCACUUUUGACGAGUCCGUCCCCUACUACUGCCUCUUCCCCUACCGCACUGCCCCCCUCCCCCCUCCGCCUCUCUUCCUCGCGCCAGGUGCUGCUGUGGUAGACCCCCUCCCCCCUCAGGGUGCCGCUCCCUCAGGUGUGUCCCAGGUAGACCCGGUUGAGCCUGUCGAGGUAGCUGUCGACUCUCGUCCUGCUAGGGGUGCUGAGCCUGUACGUGAGGAGCCUGGCGGUGCUGAGUCUGGGGGUGCGGAGCCUGGGGGUGCUGAGCCUGGGGGUGCUGAGCCUGGGGGUGCGGAGCCUGGGGGUGCUGAGCCUGGAGGUGCGGAGCCUGGGGGUGCUGAGCCUGGAGGUGCUGAGCCUGGGGGUGCGGAGCCUGGGGGUGCUGAGUCUGGACGUGCUGAGCCUGAGAGUGCUACACCUGGAGGAGCCCUCUCCUCACAGCAGCUGCAGGAGAGGUACCUACAGUACUGCAGCCUCAGGAGAGGUGCUGCUGGAGCUGGUACCAGUGCUUCCCCUCCUACCCGGGAGCUCCCCUCCCUUCAGCAGAUCCGAGAGUGGUACACGCGACGCUGCAGUCUUCGGAGUGGCGCUCCUGGUGUUGCGGACCCUGGUACUGCAGGGGCUACUGGUGCUGAGGAGCCGGGCGCUGGAGCUGCUGCUGGUGCUGAGGACCCGGACGCUGGAGCUCCUGCUGGUGCUGGGGACCCGGACGGUGGAGCUGCUGCUGGUGCUGAGGACCCGGGCGGUGGAGCUGCUGCUGGUGCUGAGGACCCUGACGUUGGAGCUGCUGCUGGUGCUGCGGACCCGGGCGGUGGAGCUGCUGCUGGUGCUGAGGACCCGGACGUUGGAGCUGCUGCUGGUGCUGAGGACCCGGACGUUGGAGCUACUGCUGGUACUGAGGACCCUGACGCUGGUGUCUCUACUGGUUCUGGAGACGCUGCGCGGCCGCGACCUUACUUCGUGCCGCUCCUUCAGCAGGUUCUUGGUCAGACUCCUCCUCCUUGUCCUCCUUCCUCCUUAGAGUGUCCUCCGUCUGUCCAGUCGCAGUCACAGUUACUGCCUGCCUCGCCUCUCCCUGGUCCCUCCCCUUACACUGGUCCGACAGGAGGUCUUACGGAGCGUCGUGAGCCUGAGUCUCGUCCUGCGUCGCCUGUUCGUACUGCUCGCACUGGUCGUCGUGUCCCACGUGAGCGUCCUCCUCCUGUCCCUGGCACUCACUACAUGACUCUGCGUCCCUCCACUGCUCCUCAGCGUGUCCCUCUACCGUCUCCUCCUACGUCCUCUCUACCUACUCUUCCUGACCCGGAGUCUGACUCCCGUCGUGCUGCCAGUCCCACUGUCACGCGUCUCCUCGCCACUGUUGUCACUGACCCUACCUUUGAGUCCUCUGCUGCGUCUGCUCUGGUCGCUGAGUUGGUUGACUUUGCUGCCCGGUGUCGUCUAGACUACGCCGCUAGUCUUGUUGCUGAGUCUGAGUCUGUCUGUCCUCCGUCCGUCGGGGGUGAAUGUGCUCUUGGCACGGACGUCCUUGAGGACAGACAGGAGGAGUUUCAGUGCUUUGCUGCUGCUUUGCCCCAUCUCGUGUCCAUGCUAGUUGCCCCUGAGGGAGACCCGGAUGCACCAGACAUCCCGACCCCGCGCUCUUACGCAGAGGCGAUAGCGGGUCCCUACUCCUCUCAGUGGCAGACAGCCAUGGACGCAGAGAUGGCUUCCUGGAAGUCCACAGGCACCUACGUCGACGAGGUUCCCCCACCUGGGGCGAACAUCGUCAGUGGCAUGUGGAUUUUCAGGGUGAAGCGGCCGCCGGGUUCUCCUCCUGUCUUCAAGGCGCGCUACGUUGCUCGAGGCUUCAGUCAGCGAGAGGGAGUAGACUUCUUCCAGACCUUCUCCCCCACCCCGAAGAUGACCACUCUUUGGGUGCUGCUGCACAUAGCCGCUCAGCGCGACUACGAGCUUCACUCACUUGACUUCAGCACUGCUUUCUUACAGGGCAGCCUGCACGAGGAGAUCUGGCUGCGUCGCCCUCCUGGCUUCACUGGGUCGGUUCCUCCUGGUACCCAGUGGAGGCUCCAGCGACCGGUCUACGGUCUCCGCCAGGCGCCGCGCGAGUGGCACGACACACUGAGGACUACACUUGCGGCUCUUGGGUUCACUCCUUCUACUGCUGACCCGUCGCUGUUUCUACGCACCGACACCUCGCUGCCGCCGUUCUACAUCCUCGUGUACGUCGACGACUUGGUCUUUGCCACUGCUGACACUGCGGCACUCGCCCACGUGAAGUCGGAGCUGCAGAAGAGACACACGUGCACAGACCUGGGUGAACUGACAAGCUAUCUUGGCUUGCGGAUCACUCGGGACAGAGCACGGCGCACCAUCACCUUGACUCAGUCACACAUGGUGCAGCAGAUCCUUCAGCGCUUCCGCUUCACGUACUCCUCGCCUCAGUCCACUCCUCUGCCUGCCGGUCACUCGCUCUCAGCUCUGCCUUCGGAUGAGUGCGUAGAGCCGAGUGGCCCGUAUCCAGAGCUUGUGGGCUGCCUCAUGUACCUGAUGACCUGCACUCGACCUGACCUUGCAUACCCUCUUAGCAUCCUUGCACGCUAUGUCGCUCCUGGCCGUCACAGGAAGGAGCACAUGGAUGCUGCUAAGAGGGUGUUGCGCUACUUGUGCAUUUCUUGGCGUUCUACACGCUCUUCUUCUGUUCUCAGCUCCAGUUGUGAGGCUGAGAUCUACGCCACAGCCAUGGCGGCCCAGGAGCUACGCUGGCUGACCUACCUGCUGACCGACUUGGGAGAGCGGCCUCGUUCUCCUCCAGUGCUGUAUGUCGACAACAAGGCUGCCAUUGCCUUGUGUGAGGAGCACAGACUGGAGCACAGAACGAAGCACAUUGCCCUGCGGUACUUCCUUGCUCGAGAGCUGCAGCAGCGCGGUCAGCUUCGUCUGCGUUACGUGGCCACUGAGGCCAACACUGCUGAUGUGUUCACCAAGGCGCUUCAGCCUUGUGACCAUCAGCGCUUCUGUACUCUUCUAGGCCUUGUGCCUGCUGGACCUCACUUGCUUACCUCUUGA